Dracunculus medinensis (Guinea worm) is the source of this 2970-nucleotide messenger RNA. NCBI's taxonomy places the organism in Eukaryota, Metazoa, Nematoda, Chromadorea, Rhabditida, Dracunculidae. The record is from the annotation of a GenBank genome assembly.
AUGGCAGCUGAGGGGCAUAAUGUUGAUGCAACUCUUUUAGCGAUUGGUCGUGAUCAUGGACAUUAUUUUGUUCGAAAAACUUUCGGUAAACCUACUUAUUGUCAUCACUGCUGUGAUAAAAUAUGGGGAAUGUUAACGCAAGGAUACGCUUGUGAAGGUGAGAAUCGCUCGUCAGAGACAGAUUUGCAGACAGAAGAAGAUCCGCAAUACUAUUUGGAUUCUACUUUUGAUAACAGAUUUACUCCGCCUAACAGAAAUAGGAAGAUUGAAGACAUAUGCAAUUUCGUGUGCCACGAUCGUUGUCUUAAAACAGUUGUAUCAUAUUGCAGUGGUGUUGCCCUACAAUUAAUAAAAAAUCCAGUCGCUCAUACUUGGUCUGAACCAUCUCACAUCAAGCGAAAGUUUUGUUGUGUUUGUAGGAAAAAGACUGAUGAUACAAAUACGAUGGAAUGUGAAGUUUGUGAAUAUUAUGUUCACGAAGAUUGCAUGGAUCUAGCUGUUAGUGAUUGCAAGGAAGCAGCUACAUUUGUACCAAAUUUGGACAAAAAUAAACAAGUACAGCAUCACCAUAUGAGGGAAGGAAAUUUGCCAAGAGAUUCGAAAUGUGUGAUUUGCAAGAAGCUUUGUUCCUCAUAUGAAUGCCUCGCUGGUAUGAAGUGCGGUUGGUGUGCAGCGACAGCACAUGCCAUAUGUUAUCGGCAAAUGCCUCCGGAAUGUGAUUUUGGAGUCCUUAGGAAAAUAAUGCUCCCACCUAAUUCACUUACAAUUCCUCGCACUGAACUUUCUAUGGAACAGCUGUUGAAUAUUCGUGGUGGAGUACGAAUUGAUGCAACAAGUCAACCAUCGACUUCGCCAUCGCGACUUUUACCUGAAGAUGGUUCAUUUUUCUCAGAUGACUUGAAAGAAAAGGACGAUUCAGAGAUUUUGCACAUUUUUGAUGGUAAUAGCUCACUUAAAAAUCAAAUAUAUCGCACUGCCAGUGUGCCCAAAACUGCAUCUGCUCAGCAAAUACGUGAUACUUCUUUAAGAAGAUUUCAUAUAACUGAUAAUCCUGAUUCGUAUUAUGUCACUCAAGUACUCAGUGAAGAUGGAGAUGAAGAAUUGCUAGAGGAUCCAGUGCCGUUAAGAAAUGUUAGGAGGCCUGAAGGUCGUCGUGCUCAGAUAUUUCUUCGUUACAAGGAUGAUCCAGAAAAAGCCACUGUGAAGUUAUAUGGCGGCUGGCUUAGGGUUCCUGUGACGUUUUGCUCUAUCGUUGUUUCAAAAGAAACCCUGGUGCAGGAUGCUAUAGCAGAAGCUUUAAACCGUUUUGGAUUAGAUCGAUCAACAGCUAAUCGAUAUAAUCUUAUUGAAGUCUCUUUAGAUCGAGGUAUUGCUGAAAGGACGGCAAAUCCUCAAGAAAAUAUGCUACAGUUGGUUAGGAAUUUAAGAAAGGAUUCACUUCGUCGUUAUCAUGUUGUUCGAUUUUAUGUUCAAGAAAAGGAAGAUCCUCAUGAUCAUGCCGUUUUUGUUGGUAAUUUGCCUGUUUCUUUGGCGCAGCGUCAGUAUGAACGCAUAUUAUUAAGAUUACUCGGCGCUAAAGAAAAACCAUUUACUGCAAUUGGUCCAAUAUAUUUCGAAUAUGGAUCGCUUGUGAUCACAUUUAAUACAGCUAAAGCAGCUACAACUGCCGUACAGCGUUUACAGAAUUCCCCUCACAUGCUUUCACCAGAUUGUGAACCACUGUUGGUUUUGGUAAAUGUUAAAAGUGGUGGAUGUCAAGGGGGCGAAUUGAUCAAAUCAUUUAGACGGUUGCUUAAUCCGUUUCAAGUUUUCGAUGUUGUGAAAGGCGGGCCACUUGUUGGGCUAUAUGUUUUUCGUAAUAUUCCUAAAUAUAAGAUUCUCGCAUGUGGUGGCGAUGGCACAAUUGGUUGGGUGCUUCAAUGUUUGGAUAUUGCCAAACAGGAUGCUGCUUGUUUUUCUCCUCCGUGUGGUAUCGUUCCUCUUGGUACAGGCAACGAUCUUUCACGCGUUCUUAGAUGGGGUGGAGGAUAUACAGGAGAAGAAAAUCCUUUAGAUAUCUUGAAAGACGUUAUUGAAGCUGAAGAAGUGAGGCUUGAUCGGUGGGCCGUUGUUUUUCAUGAGGAAGAAAGAACACAGCCUCCAACGACUUCUGGUGUGCAACCAAGUCCAGAUAACGACCAAAUUAUGAAUAAUCCGGAAGAUCAAACAUCAAUGAUCAUUAUGAAUAAUUAUUUUGGUAUCGGGAUAGACGCUGACGUUUGUCUCCAAUUUCAUAAUAAGCGUGAUGCAAAUCCGGAAAAAUUUAGUUCUAGGCUUUUUAAUAAAACUCAGUAUGUGAAAAUUGGCUUGCAAAAAGCAUUUUUUGAACGGACUUGUAAAGAUUUGUGGAAAAGAAUUGAACUCGAAGUCGAUGGAAGAGUUAUUGAACUGCCUAAUAUUGAAGGAAUAAUUAUCCUGAAUCUUUUAAGUUGGGGAAGUGGGGCAAAUCCAUGGGGCACUGCCAAAGAAGAAGGUCAGUUUCAGAAGCCAACUCACUAUGACGGUUUAUUGGAGGUAGUUGGCAUUUCAGAUGUAUCACGACUAGGUUUAAUUCAAUCAAAACUUUCAGCUGGUAUUCGAAUAGCACAAGGUGGAAGUAUCAAAAUUGUUACACACGAAGAAUGGCCUGUGCAGGUUGAUGGUGAACCACAUAUACAGCCGCCGGGAACCAUUACUAUACUUCGAUCGGCACUGAAGGCGAAAAUGUUGAAGAAGGCGAAAAAAUCGCGUCGUAAUGCGGCAACUUCAUCAUCGCAAACAGUGGUACGUGCUGUGCAAAGUGAAGGUUCACCUUCGUCAUCAUCCGGUGCAAUGCAUUCUACGCCACAUUUGGGUGUUGAAGUACAACUCAGUCAUGGUAAGAGUACACCCGAUGAGUUACAUACAGCAGCAAACAACGACGAUGAUGAAGAGGCUGACGCAUUUUUGUGA